GAGGCUGCAGCCGCUGAAUAAUGACCGGAGCGCUCAGUCAGUCAGUCAGUCAGAGUGUUCAAUGGGUUAAUUCAUCAUCUGUGAGGAAUCUCUCUGCUUCUGUCUCUCACAGAAGCUGCUAGUUGCUGGUUUUGUGACUGUUAAUGCCCACCAACAGCUCGUGGACGAUAAUAAUCCAGCCGGACUGUUGAUUUGACAGCGAUGUUUAUUGAUUGUUUUAUGAGGCUCGUGUUUGUGGAUGGCAGUUGAAAAUCUAUGAGAAGCUUUUUGCGAUGUGAAGCAAUUAAGGUCUGGAGGUGUGAGCUGGAAUUCGCUUGAGAUCAUGGAAGUAAUGAAGAAUCCGGGGGAUCAUUAGUGCUGAUUGGAGUUGGAGGAAAAGUCCAACUGUUUUUAUUGUUUUUGGCUGGAAGUCGGAAGCGUGUUUUUUUCGGAUAACAAUCGGGGAAAGGGACCAGUGUCCACGUUCAUUCGCACACGAUGGCUAAAAAUAAUAGUGUGUUUAAUCGCGAAUGAGAGCUGGAGAAUUUCUUCUCAAUUCUGCGACAAUCUGUGAUCCAGAUUUUAGCAGCGGGAUAAUCUGGAUCCUGCAGUGGCUCGGAUCAUCAACCCUUCGGAUCUGAGAUAUCGGUUUCACAGAUCGCCCAUCAUCAAGCACUAAAGGGAGAAGAUGCCGUUCCACCAUGUGACGGCAGGACUGCUGUACAAGGGGAACUUUUUAAGUCGGUCACUGUCUGAACACAGCAAUAGCGAACAGCUCGCCAACAUCUCUGUGGAGGAACUAGAUGAGAUCCGGGAGGCGUUCAGAGUCCUGGAUCGGGAUGGCAAUGGGUUCAUCUCGAAGCAGGAGCUUGGCAUGGCCAUGCGCUCUCUAGGGUACAUGCCCAGUGAAGUGGAGCUGGCAAUCAUCAUGCAGAGAUUGGACAUGGAUGGUGAUGGACAGGUGGAUUUCGAUGAGUUCAUGACAAUACUCGGACCUAAGCUCCUGUCCUCUGAAACACGGGAAGGCUUCCUCGGAAACACAAUAGACAGUAUAUUCUGGCAGUUUGACAUGCAGCGAAUAACACUGGAGGAGCUGAAGCACAUCCUUUUCCAUGCCUUCCGAGACCACCUGACGAUGAAGGACAUCGAGAACAUCAUCAUCAAUGAGGAGGAGAGUCUGAACGAGAACUCCGGCAACUGUCAGACAGAGUUUGAGGGAGUUCAUCCCAAAAAGAAGAACCGUCAGACGUGUGUGCGCAAGAGUCUGAUAUGCGCCUUCGCCAUGGCCUUCAUCAUCAGCGUCAUGCUCAUCGCAGCCAAUCAGAUGCUGCGCAACGGCAUGGAGUAGCGACACCACUGUGAGCGGGGCGGAGCCUGCAUGUGCAUGUCUGUCCAUGAAGUUUCUGGAAACUAACAAACAAAAACCAAACACCUCACUACUGAAAAAAGAGGAGCUUUUUAUUCUUUUUUUAUUCCUGUUCUCUCGUUACUUUUUUCAUGCGGACCAAGUGACACAGGAAACGUACGGCCAGCCAAGCCAGCAUGUUCUACACGGGGUCUCAUCUCUCAGGCAGGGACUUUAAAGGGCUGACUUUCUGCUUUUCGUGCCACCUCUGUUCCCUAAUGCAAUAACACGCAGGAGUUCAUAAGCACCUCUUAGACGACGUGGCUAUCUCCUCCAUGCUUUUUUUUCCAGCAGGGAUUCGCUGAUGAGCUUCUGCUUGGUUCGGGCCUGCUGUCGAUGUAGGAAGGCAAAAGUAAUUGGCAACUCAUUACACCUUUGUGGAGGGAGAGCUACAGCAUCCACUCCGGAGACUAUUUAUGUCUGCUCUUGUCAGAGUGCUUUUCAGGCUCUUUGGUUGGUGGGAGGCCAGGGAAGGAAGAAAGGAAGGAACGGGCGCUCGUUGUAGUCCAUAAUUAAAUCCACAGUCAUCUGCUCCAAAAAAUCUAUGAGCCCGACUCAUAGUUUUAAUCGUUCUGAAUGUGUUUCUGCGCUUUGAUUGUGCGAUCUUCCCAUGUCUAAUGCUUUUUUUUCUGAAAUGGUUUGUAAAUGAGCACAGCAAUGCAACAGAAAGGAAAGUUUUGCACAUUAUAUUAUAUUAUAUUAUAUUAUAUUAUAUUAUAUUAUAUAUUGGUUCCAUUAAGUUGAACAUUUUUAUUAAUCCCACUGGGGGCAAUUAACAUAGGGCAGUAGCAUCAUUACACAAAAAACACAUUCAAACAAAAUCACUCAAAAACAAUAAUAAAAAACAUCCUAGAAUGCUUCAUAAUAUAUAUAUAUUUUUUUGCAGGUUAAUUUGGAGAAAUGUGUCUGCCAAGUGAUGUAAUCUAACUGUCAAAAUAUUACUUUCAUUAGUAUUUCUGUCUUGUUACUCAGUAUAAAUUUCACACUUCACUCUUAAAAGAUACUGAUCACACUUUACAAUAAGAUUCAUUAGUUAAUGUAUUUACUAACAUGAACUAAAAGUAAACAAUACUUGUACAACAUUUAUUAAUCACAGAUGAACAUUUACUAAUGCAUUUUUAACAUCUAAAUUCAUGCUUGUUAACAUUAAUGCACCAUGAGUUAACGUGAAUUACCAAUAAACAGCAGUAUUUUCUUUAACUAAUGUUAACUAACAUGAACAAAUACUGUAAUAAAUGUGUUGUUCAUUGUAUGUUCAUGUUAAUAAAUGCAUGAACUAACAUUAACUAAUACAAACUUAUUGUUAAGUGUUACCAAAAUAUUUAGCGAUUAAUAAAUACUUUAAUAAAUUUCAAAUUAUGUAAAGGAUUAUGUAUUUUAUUAUGAAUCGUAAAUGUAGUGGUGUAGAAGGUUUUCUUUGUUUUGUAUCAUUUUAAAGUUUUUUUUAACAAAAUAAAAAUAUUAAUAAAUGAAAAAUUUAUGUCUAUCAAUACUUAGGAUUGAAAAAAUAUUAAGCAUUGUACACUGGUUUGUUAUCUACAGAAAUAUAUUAAAAUAUAUAGAAACGUAAUCUUUAAAAUGUUCUUAAAAAUGUUAUUUUAAUUGUAAUACUAUCUAAAAUCAAACAAAAGACAUUGACCAAAAAUAAGAUGUAGCUGACAUCAUGUUUCUUAUUUAAGUAGUUUCUUUAACAGCAAUUCAUUGAACACUUGCACAAUUUAGGAAAACAUGUGACAUUAUUAUGAAGAACUAUAAUAAAAAUAACUUUUCUUUCUAGUUGUCGAACUUCAAAUAUUUUAUUGGGUAAAUAAGAAAUUAGAAAUCAUCAAAACAAUCACAAGAAACCUGAAAAGUCAUGUGAAUUCAUUGCUAAUAAACAAAAAAGUGCCAAAAAGUGAAGAACACUAAGGCUGCGUCCAAA
Molecule: messenger RNA, 3305 nt
Organism: Danio rerio (zebrafish)
Lineage: Eukaryota; Metazoa; Chordata; Actinopteri; Cypriniformes; Danionidae
Source: RefSeq, a predicted model, not a curated record